This is a messenger RNA of Sinocyclocheilus grahami, 2150 nucleotides long. RefSeq names its product 5-hydroxytryptamine (serotonin) receptor 2B, G protein-coupled (gene htr2b). Gene Ontology annotation, cellular component: dendrite; plasma membrane. Gene Ontology annotation, molecular function: neurotransmitter receptor activity; G protein-coupled serotonin receptor activity. Bases 559 to 1929 code for a protein of 456 amino acids. The record is from RefSeq and is a predicted model, not a curated record. The transcript is spliced from 4 exons. Gene Ontology annotation, biological process: smooth muscle contraction; chemical synaptic transmission; phospholipase C-activating serotonin receptor signaling pathway. Lineage: Eukaryota; Metazoa; Chordata; Actinopteri; Cypriniformes; Cyprinidae.
GGAAGGGUUAGAGGACGUAUGGAAGUUUUAGACCGGUGAUCACGGAGAAGAUCUGGGGAUUCGUCCAGCUCCUCGAGAACAGGGACAUUCCUCCGCAUGCAACUGAAAAGUGAGAAUAUCUGGAUCCGUUCCCACAGAGAAUUUGGUCAUGUACUUUUUCUGUGUUCAUAUAAGAUGAGAGUUCGCAAUCUGAGGAACGUUUUGUGAAGCAGCACUUGUUUAAUUUGCUUAAAAGACGUGGAAAAAUAAAACGGUGAAUAAUAUGGAAUUAAGCUAAUGCCUAGAGGAAAUCUUCAGGUUUUUGAGUUCAAGGAGAAAGAACAAAGAUGGUCAAUACCUUGUCUACCAUGUGACCAAUCCGGUCUCUGAUUCCAUCUGGAGAUAUUAAUUUGGAGGGAAUUCUUUAGAAACUCUUUUGCUCAAUAAAUUGGAUUCUUGCAAGCAAACGCAAGUGCAUCAUUUGAACUUGAACGUACCACCACUCUCGGCCCAGAGGGAGUCUGUGACAAUGCUGGACGAGCCCACGGAAAAAACAAAAGCACAACUUUCCAAAGCAGAAUGGCUAGCAAUAGCGUCUCGUCCACACCGGAGCUCAACCAAACAGGGAGCGAGAAUUGGGAAUCCAACCAGCCUGGAGAACCACUCCGUUGGGCCGCGCUGCUCAUUAUUCUGGUCAUCAUCCCCACCAUUGGUGGAAACAUCCUGGUCAUUCUGGCAGUGUCAUUGGAGAGAAAACUCCAGAACGCCACUAACUUCUUCCUGAUGUCUCUGGCUGUGGCCGAUCUCCUGGUGGGAUUGCUAAUAAUGCCCAUCGCUCUGGUGACUGUGCUAUUUCACUCCAGAUGGCCCCUUGCAGAUUUCCUGUGCCCUAUCUGGCUGUUCCUGGAUGUCUUGUUUUCAACUGCCUCCAUCAUGCACCUGUGUGCCAUCUCCCUCGACCGCUACAUUGCGAUCAAGAAACCAAUCCAGCACAGCCAGUUCAAAUCCAGAGCUAAAGUGCUGGCUAAGAUCGCACUUGUCUGGCUAAUCUCUAUAGGGAUUGCAAUACCCAUUCCAAUCAAAGGGCUACAAGUCUUCGACCAUCCAAACAACGUCACCUUCAACAACAACCACACCUGUCUGUUGUCACCAGAAAGUUUCGGGGACUUCAAGGUGUAUGGGUCUUUGACGGCUUUCUUUAUACCACUCACAAUUAUGAUGAUUAUCUACUUGCUGACAAUCCAAGUACUGCGCAAGAAGGCCUAUCUUUUGAGAUCAAGAGCUGCAAGGCCCAGCAUUUCCACAGUCUUCCACCAGGAGUUGGCGGUUGUCUCUUCGCCUGAGAACGUGGUCAUUGCAAAUGGAAUAAAAAGGGACCGAACACUGCAUCCCGUCACAGGGGACGAGGUCCCUCUCCGCAGGAUGUCCACCAUAGGAAAGAGGUCCAUGCAAAACUUGAGCAAUGAACAAAGGGCAUCAAAGGUUCUAGGGAUUGUAUUCAUGUUGUUUGUUGUGAUGUGGUGUCCUUUCUUCAUUACCAAUGUGACCUCUGUACUCUGUCAAGGGUGCAACAGUAAUCUAGUGGAACAGCUGUUGGAUAUCUUUCAAUGGGUGGGCUACGUUUCGUCGGGAAUCAACCCCCUGGUUUAUACACUGUUCAACAGGACGUUCAGGCAGGCCUUUAGGCGCUACAUCACAUGUGACUACAGACGUGUAAGGACUCCCAAAAUGCAACGGAGAAGCAGAAUUUCUUUUCGGCCAUCGGUGACCGAAAACUCAAAACGUUUUAUGAAACACAAUAUGAAGAACGGCAUCAGCCCCGUAAGUUAUCAGAGUCCUCUUCGCCGUCGUCCCACACACCUGCAGACCUCUGCAAACAUCACGCUGGACACAUUGCUUCUGACGGACAAUGAAGACUACAAACCUGACGAACACGUAAGCCACGUGUAGUACAUCCGAUACACUUCGAAUAAGAAGCCAAGAUAGAGAUGUGCCAGUCAUUCAGUGCCAAAAGCCCACAAGUUCUCAUGGGAACCAAUAAGAUAUGGUCUAAAAUGGUUCAGAAGGGCUGCAUAAAAUGGUCAGGGGUUUGUUUUGCAUGGCCGCCAAUAUCACACUCGGUCACACUUUAUUUUAAGGUCCAAUUCUCACCAUUAACAAAUCAUUAACUA